Molecule: messenger RNA, 2322 nt
Organism: Pundamilia nyererei
Lineage: Eukaryota; Metazoa; Chordata; Actinopteri; Cichliformes; Cichlidae
Gene: ptpdc1b
Product: protein tyrosine phosphatase domain containing 1b
Exons: 10
Coding region: 338-2317 (659 amino acids)
Biological process (GO): cilium assembly; protein dephosphorylation
Molecular function (GO): protein tyrosine phosphatase activity
Source: RefSeq, a predicted model, not a curated record
CACGUAACUAGUUGGGACACAAUCUCUGCUUCUUUUCAAAACAUAUCACAUAUUUAUUUAUUCCCGGUCUGGUGGGAUAGAUAGAUUCUCACAAAGGAGCACACAGGAUCGAGGGGAACUUGUAUUGCCCCCACAGGAGAUAAUCUGCGACGAAUCAAAUAAAGUAAGGCCACAGGAUUGACUUUACGCAGAGCCGGGGAUGGAAAGAUGCCAGUCAGAGCUGUUGAGGUUGAUGUCAGAAAUGGUGGCACUAGCAGCUGUGAAUGUUCGUGAGUCAACUGCUGAAGAAUCCAUGAUCAAGGCUCUGCUAUGACCGUCAGCCUAAGUGACUGUUCAUAUGGCAUCCCAUGCAAAGACAAGAGGUGGAUUUCUGAUGGAAUACAUCAGAGCCCCCAGAUCAAAGUACACAAUGGUAGGAGAAGCCAUACGUUAUGUUGUCCCUGGGCAUAUGCAGUGCUCAAUCGGUUGUGGAGGUCAAGCCUGCAAGUAUGACAAUCCAAGUUAUUGGAGUGAUGACCAACAGGCCAUUAGGGGCCUCUACUCAUCCUGGAUUACUGAUCACCUUCUUGCCAUGUCCAGACCUUCAACAGAAAUCAUUGAGAAGUAUAACAUUAUUGAUCAGUUCAGAAGGAAUGGUAUUAAAACAGUGAUCAACUUGCAGAUCCCUGGUGAACAUGCUAGCUGUGGCAAUCCACUGGAGCUACAGAGUGGGUUUUCAUACCUCCCUGAGGUCUUCAUGGAAAAUAACAUUUAUUUCUAUAAUUUUGGUUGGAGUGACUAUGGCGUGGCCAGCCUCAGCACUGUGCUGGACAUGGUGAAGGUCAUGGCCUUUGCGCUGCAAGAGGGAAAAAUAGCGAUCCACUGUCACGCUGGUCUCGGCAGAACAGGUGUUCUGAUAGCAUGUUUUUUGGCCUAUGCUACUAGAAUGACAGCCAACCAGGCUAUUUUAUAUGUACGUGCCAAACGCCCUAAUUCCAUCCAAACCCGAGGUCAGCUGCGUUGUGUCAGACAGUUUGUUCAAUUCCUUAACCCCUUAAGGAGUGUGUUUUCCUGUGCUGAGCCUCGAUCCAAUCCAGUUACUCUGUCCCAGUACCUGAACCGUCAGAGACAUAUGCUGCAUGGCUAUGAGAGGAAGGAGUUGAGGCACCUGCCAAAGAUUGUUAAGUUAGUGUCUAGGCUGCUGCUGGACAUUGCAGAGAAUCGACAGGUGAUUGAGGAAGAUAUUCUGGAGGCCCCUGAUAUCCAUGACAUUGAAAUGUGUCUCAGCAUUAUCGAGAAGAUGGAUAUUGAUAUAAAGGAACCCCGCUUACCAGGUUCACCCACUUUACCAAGACAUUUUAACGAGCCCCCCAUCUUCUACCAUCGUAAAAGUCUGAGCUACAGUGAGUCCGACUUGAGACGGUUGGGGUCAGAGCUGAACCUUCUCACGCAUCCUCUGACCUCCCUGUCACAGAGCAAUAUUGAAAUGUUCAUUUGCCUAUCUGAGUUCCCCGCUUCCCAGUCUCAUGGUUGUAGUAGCAACACAUCCGAUACCUCCCACAACUCAACAGGCUCACUUUGGUGCGUUAAGAAUGAGGAAAACCAAAAAGAUGGAGCCAUUCUGCUGAAGAAAGUGAAGAGGAAAACAAUCCAACGUAGCGAGUCAGUAGGAAACAAUGAACCUACCAAAAAGGGUAGCAUAUUGUCCAGAUGGAAGGCUGAGCAGAGGGAAGAGCUAGGAAUGAAUGGGGUGAAAUCUCAAGGUAAAGAGGAACAAUCAGAGGUGCCAUUUAUCACCCUGCAGUCAGAGUUGUCCCUGGAUUCCAGGAGAUUGCUUGUGGCACAAGCUCUGGCAGUGGACCUUUUUGUCGAUGGGCAUGAGGAACACAACAGAAAAGUUUUGACUUGGCAGGCAGAGCUAAAUCAAGGAGGUGCAUGGGAAAGGCUGUGCAUGGAGCGAGAUCCCUUCAUCCUCACUGGACUCAUGUGGGCGUGGCUAGAGCAGCUUAAAGAGCCAGUCAUCUCUAUUCAGGAUGCCAAAGCCCUGAACCCCGACGAGACGGAUGCUCAAACGAUCCUAAACACACUCGAUCAGGCCCCUAAAGAAACAUUAACAUGCAUAUUGGAUUGCAUGGCUCACAUGCUGAAAAUACCAGAGGAGAUUGAAAAUACAUUCCUGAAUCGUACUAUCAAGGCUUUCACCUGGGUGGAUAUUAAUUCAGAGGACAGCAGCAAAGUGCACGAGUCCAUGAUCAGAGUCUUAAGGUGUAUUCUUGAGGACAUGAGAUCUGCAGUAGAAGCAGAUGAGACGCCCACGUCUCCCUUCCCUGUAACAUAAUAUAU